Messenger RNA from Nothoprocta perdicaria, 1336 nucleotides. Its product is annotated as steroid 17-alpha-hydroxylase/17,20 lyase. The record is from RefSeq and is a predicted model, not a curated record. Gene Ontology annotation, biological process: progesterone metabolic process; hormone biosynthetic process. Gene Ontology annotation, molecular function: steroid 17-alpha-monooxygenase activity; heme binding; iron ion binding. Lineage: Eukaryota; Metazoa; Chordata; Aves; Tinamiformes; Tinamidae. The coding region runs from base 171 to 1277 and encodes 368 amino acids. The transcript has 8 exons.
ACAGCUACCGCCACGCCAAGGAGGUGCUGCUCAAGAAGGGCAAGGCCUUCGCCGGGCGGCCCCGCACCGUGACCACGGACCUGCUGUCGCGGGGCGGCAAGGACAUCGCCUUCGCCAGCUACGGGCCCCUCUGGAAGCUGCAGCGCAAGCUGGUGCACGCGGCGCUCUCCAUGUUCGGGGAGGGCUCGCUCGCCCUCGAGCAGAUCAUCUGCCGUGAGGCCGCAUCCCUGUGCGAGACGCUCAGCGCUGCGCAGGACGCGGCGCUGGAUGUGGCGCCGGAGCUCACGCGGGCUGUCACCAACGUGGUCUGCUCGCUGUGCUUCAACUCCUCGUACCAGCGCGGGGACCCCGAGUUCGAGGCCAUGCUGGAGUACAGCCAGGGCAUCGUGGACACCGUGGCCAAGGAGAGCUUGGUGGACAUCUUCCCCUGGCUCCAGAUCUUCCCCAACAAGGACCUGGCCUUGCUGAAGAGGUGCCUCAAGGUCAGGGACCAGCUGCUCCAGCAGAAGUUCACAGAACACAAGGAGGCCUUCUGCGGGGACACSGUGCGGGACCUCAUGGACGCCCUCCUGCAAGUGAGGCUGAGCGCUGAGCACGGCAGCCCCCCGGCGCCGGGGCUCUCGCUCACCGAYGACCACCUGCUCAUGACGGUGGGGGACAUCUUCGGCGCCGGCGUGGAGACCACCACCACCGUGCUCAAGUGGGCCGUGCUCUACUUGCUCCACUACCCCGAGGUGCAGAGGAAGAUCCAGGAGGAGAUGGACCAGCACAUCGGCUUGGCCCGUCACCCCCACCUCAGCGACCGCCCGCUGCUGCCCUACCUGGAGGCCACCAUCAGCGAGGUGCUGCGCAUCCGGCCCGUGUCCCCCCUGCUCAUCCCGCACGUGUCCCUCGUGGACACCAGCAUUGGGGAAUACUCCAUCCCCAAGGGCGCCAGGGUCAUCAUCAACCUCUGGUCCGUGCACCACGACGAGAAGGAGUGGGACAAACCCGAGGAGUUCAACCCCGGCCGCUUCCUGGACGCGCAGGGCCAGCACAUCCGCUCGCCCUCGCCCAGCUACCUGCCCUUCGGCGCCGGCGUCCGCGUGUGCCUGGGCGAGGUGCUGGCCAAGAUGGAGCUCUUCCUCUUCCUGGCGUGGGUGCUGCAGCGCUUCACGCUGGAGUGUCCGCAGGGCCAGCCCCUGCCCUCGCUGGAGGGCAGGUUCGGCGUGGUGCUGCAGGUGCAGAGGUUCCGCGUGCGGGCCAGGCUGCGCGAGGCCUGGCGGGCGGCCUCGUGACGCCCACGGGCGCUGCAGCCGGGCGCACGGAGCGAGGGCGCUCGCGAGUCCCCAUAAAG